AUGGCCGCCCUCAAGUCUUUGGUUUCCCUCUCCCUCCUCACCUCCGUCCUCUCCUCGCCCGUCCCCAAGUCCGGAGCCUCAGAUGUCGGCUUCUCGCGGGUCAAGGACCGCGCGGUGGUUUGGUCUGACGCAACAUGCUCGGUAACUGAAAUCACCGACGCUUCCUACCUGCCCGAUGUUCGCUGGAACGCCGUCGACACCACCAGUGCCUGGUCCGCCGUGGCCAACUCGUGGAACUCGGAUCCCGCAGGCACCGGCCAGACCGUCCUGCCCUUCCCCAUGAGUGUCAGCAACUUCUUCCAUGGCCCUGAGCACAUGAACUGCCAGGAUGUUGGAGACGGUACUUGCAACACCAUGGUCCAGUGUGACGAUACCUCGUUCCCAGCCGGUUAUCUGAUCCUCAACUCCUUCGUCGCCAUCCACCAGGUCCACCAGAACCGCUACAAUGGCCUCGACUCCGCCAUGAACCAGAUGCAAAACUCCAUGGGCAAGUUCACCGAGACCUUUGCUCCUCAGAUCUCGGACUCGUCCGUCGUUCUGCGAGAGAUUCUGUCCUCGUUCGCCUUGGUCAUCGGCGUCGCGUCUGCCUACAGCUGGAACACAGUCAUCAAGACAGCCAAGAUCUUCAACAGCGACAACGAGGACUGGCGAAGCGUUGCCAAGGAUUCCUUCAACGCCGCUGUUACGUUUGCCAUCUCCAUCUCCCGUGAUCACAUCCCCACCGCUGCCGACUUGCAGAACGACCUGACCGAAGCCAUGGGCAAGUUUGUCGGCAAGUGGAUGGAGGCCGAGGCCGCCUACGUCAACAAGAUCUUCUCCGGCGAGGUCGGAACUCUCAACACCCUGUACGGCCUCAUCCAGGACGGCAUGCAAGGCGCUGUUCCCACCGGCACUGAUCUCGCCACUCUCAAGGACGAGGGCCAGAAGAUUGUCUACACCAAGAUGAUCCCCGCCGCUUGGAAGGUGGCUCCCGGCGAAUUCUCUCCUUUCAUCCUAGCUACGGACAACGCCUGCUCCUCUGUCGGCGAGGGCGACCUUGCUGGCCACAUCGACGACUCCACAGCUGCCCAGAUCCACGUGUGCUACGACAACAAGAUCUUCUACGUCGGCACCCCCGAGUACAGAAACAACAUGGGCAAUCUCAUUGACUGGAAGAUCAACAGCCUCCCCGGCGGCACUUACGACAACCUCAAGGGCGAGGAGUGGGGUGGCGUGACUCUCGAUGACAUCGUCAUCAGCUCGUGGGACGGCUACAAGCUGAAUGGCAACCAGAACGGCUACCAGAUGCCCGAGAACUCGGAAGCCAUUGACGGCAACGGCAACAAUGGCAACAUCAUCUUCGAGGCUGGCACGCGCACUCCUGGUUUCAGCAACAUGCCCAUCUGCGACAUCAAGACCUUGACCAAUAACUUGAAGUACUGCAACAAGAACUACGAGGGAUUCCCUUGCAGGCAGUUCAGCACCACCACCUGCAACUAA
Messenger RNA from Ilyonectria robusta, 1479 nucleotides. RefSeq lists its product as uncharacterized. NCBI's taxonomy places the organism in Eukaryota, Fungi, Ascomycota, Sordariomycetes, Hypocreales, Nectriaceae. The transcript has a single exon. The record is from RefSeq and is a predicted model, not a curated record. The coding region runs from base 1 to 1479 and encodes 492 amino acids.